ACCUACCUGCAGCUACCGAAUGAACUGUUCAAAACGCUGAGGAGCAGCAGAUAGCAAUAAUGAGCGACAACACUUGAUAUGAUAUGAAAUGAGUAGAGCGGAAGGAAAGCAUACCCUUGAACCAUCGUUUCCAUAUCGUCCUUCUGAUUCUGUCGAUGUGAGAUGUCCACUACCCGUGGUCCGAGAGAACAAUGCGGGAGAGAACGUCAGUCAACCACUCCGCGGUCCGUAGAAUCACCUUCCGCAAAAAAACAAUGGUGGUAAAAAAAAUGAACACAACACAAAAGGAAGAGAAACAAGCAGAAAAGUUAAUAACCUGUCGUUCAUCCGUCUUUCCGUUCGUUCGAAACUCACCCUCCCACGACCCACCUUCCAAACGAUCAAGGGAAUCAAAAAAAAAAAAUACGGAUGUUGUCCCUUGCCACGGCGGACAGGAACGCCCCACGACUCGCAGUGCAGCAAGGCGAAUGGGACAAUAGUAGCACUAACCAUCUGCAUCGCUCUCAAUCCAGACUACGUUGCAUUCCAUGCGGCAGAUGUAAAGCUGUGAUCCAGCACGACAGCCGCGCGCCAUGGGGCGUGGUCAACAAAUUAGUGAGCAUGCACUGGGAAGCAUGUCCGGGAUCACCACAUGUUUUGCUCGCAAAGCUACCGCCACUGACCUCGGGGACACAACCCAAAGCCCUCGGUCCCUCGACAUCAUCGAUCGUGUCUUCCACCACGCCAGCUCAUGACACGCCACAGAGCAUGCCGAAAAGGAACGAUAGCCAGCGGGAAUUUUCUGGACCAACGAGAAAUACAUCCUCGGCAACAGCAGCGGGAUGGGAACGCAAGCGCAAGACAGAGGAACAACGAAAAAGAGAACUCGAGGAGGACGAAUUUACAGCGAAUGUUACAGUGACGAGAGUCACUUGCGUUGGCUGCGGCAAACAAAUUAGCCUCGAUAAAAGGUCUCGGUACUACCCUGGCUUGUGGGUCAAGCACAGGAACAAGUGUCCGGACGUUGAGAGAUUGAAGGUACGGUAUCACCCCCAACCAUAAUAGUUCGCAUGGAUUAAUACCGAGCGUCGAUCACAGCACGUCGCCAAGUACACCGAAAAUCAGCAUUUGCCAGAUGUUGAAGAGUCUGUGCCUCCGCCACCUCCGAGCACAGUAGAAUCCAGCCC
This is a messenger RNA of Pisolithus orientalis, 1166 nucleotides long. RefSeq lists its product as uncharacterized. NCBI's taxonomy places the organism in Eukaryota, Fungi, Basidiomycota, Agaricomycetes, Boletales, Pisolithaceae. Bases 409 to 1041 code for a protein of 210 amino acids. The record is from RefSeq and is a predicted model, not a curated record. The transcript has a single exon.